AUGAAAUUACCAAGAGAAGUUGUUUUUCAAGUUGCUAAAGGAUUUAGAGGAAGGAGUAAAGGAUGUUUUAAAAUAGCAAGGAGCAGGGCAAUGAAAGCUUUGUUAUAUUCUUAUAUAAUGAGGCGUCAAAAAUAUAGGAGAUUAAGAGUUCAUUGGAUUGCUAGUAUUAACCGGGCAUGUAGAGAAUGGAAGUUUACAUAUGCUCAUUUUAUGAAUAGUUUACUUAACAACAAUAUUUUGUUAAGUAGAAAAAGUUUGUAUAAUUUAUGUUAUACGGAACCCAUUAGUUUUAAGUGUUUAAUUGAUGAGUCAAAAUUUCUUUAUUUCGAGAGAAAAUUAAAGUAUCGUGAUAUAUCACAGCUGUGA
This is a messenger RNA of Plasmodium reichenowi, 366 nucleotides long. Its product is annotated as mitochondrial ribosomal protein L20 precursor, putative. The transcript has 2 exons. Bases 1 to 366 code for a protein of 121 amino acids. Gene Ontology annotation, cellular component: ribosome. Gene Ontology annotation, molecular function: rRNA binding; structural constituent of ribosome. The record is from RefSeq and is a predicted model, not a curated record. NCBI's taxonomy places the organism in Eukaryota, Apicomplexa, Aconoidasida, Haemosporida, Plasmodiidae. Gene Ontology annotation, biological process: translation; ribosomal large subunit assembly.